CCUCACGGCUACCGUAGUGAACGGCUAGGAACUCUCUUGAUGGUAAAUGUUUCCUACCGGACUCAUCGACUGGCGGAACAAAUAGCAUUCUGCGUGUCAAAUAGACGGCCAUGACGUCACUGGGGAGCAGCAGUUCUUCAACCACAGAGUACACUGUGAGAGUCCCCAAAAACACCAGCAAGAAGUACAACAUAAUGGCUUUCAAUGCAGGAGACAAAGUAAAUUGUUCUGCCUGGACACAGGCUCGUAUGGAGAGAGACAUGAGCGCUCGGCGGAUAUACGGGGAGGAGGAGACGCCUGAAAGUGGUGCGGGCAGUGAGUUUGGCAAAAAACAGCGUGAGGAAGCACGACGGAAGAAGUUUGGUAUUGUGACCCGUGAGUUCAAAGCUGAGGACCAGCCUUGGAUCCUGAAGGUCAAUGGCAAAGCUGGCAAAAGGUUCAAAGGGGUAAAGAAGGGUGGCGUCACAGAAAAUGCUUCCUACUACAUUUUCACACAGUGUCCUGAUGGGGCGUUUGAAGCCUUUCCUGUUCAUGGGUGGUACAACUUUACACCACAGGCAAAACAUCGGACGUUGACUGCUGAAGAGGCUGAGGAAGAGUGGGGCAGGCGGAACAAGGUGGUAAAUCACUUCAGCAUCAUGCUUCAGAGACGUCUUCGGGAGCAGGAUCGUGGCGACGAUGAAGAAGAUGAGUCAGGAAAAUCUGGGAAGAAGAAAAAGAAGGGCGGUGGGAGAGGCGGCGACCUGCUCAUUCACGAUCUGGAAGACGACCUGGAGAUGAGCAGUGAUGACAGUGACAGCAGCGUAGGAGAAGACGGUGCGAGCAAAGCAAAAACGAAGAAGGCCGCGGGGAAAUCGAAAACAAAGAAGAAGCAAAAGGGUGGUGAAAAAGACGCCCUUGAAGACAGUGAUGAUGGCGAUUACGAGGGUCUGGAAGUGGAUUAUAUGUCAGAUGAAAGCAGCCCAGAUGAAGACCAAGUUAACGAGAAACCCACCAGAGAGGAAGAGCAUCCUAAAGGAAUCGAUGAGGAAUCAGAGAGCGAGGAAGAGAGUGAAGAGGAGAAGAAGAAUGAAGAAGAAGCAAAGGAGGAGGAAGAGGAGGAGGAAGGGAAGAAAACCCCUGUUCAGGUGGAAAAGAAGAAGAAGAAAGACAGCAGCGGCGAAUCAGACAGCUCCGAUGACAGCGACAUCGAGGGAGAGACGGCCUCUGCUCUGUUCAUGAAGAAGCGAACUCCUCCUAAGCGUGCAGGCGGUCGUGGCUCUGCAGGAAGCUCUAGGACAGGAAGUCGUCCUGGCACUCCAUCAAUCGACUCCGCCUCCACCUCCAACACUCUGCGGGCUGCUGCUAGCAAGCUGGAGCAAGGGAAGAGGCAGGGAGCUGCUGCAGACUCCCCAGCUGCUAAAAGGCUAAAGAUGGAGCCCAGCACUCAGAGUCCUGUUCCCUCUGGGAAGAGCACACCCCAGCCCCCAUCAGGCAAAUCCACCCCCAGCUCAAGUGACGUCCAGCUAACGGAGGACGCGGUCCGCCGCUACCUGAUCCGUAAACCGAUGACCACGAAGGACCUGCUGAAGAAGUUCCAGACUAAACGGACGGGUCUGAGCAGUGAGCAGACGGUCAACGUGCUGGCUCAGAUUUUGAAGCGCCUCAAUCCAGAGCGCAAAAAUGUCAACGACAAAAUGCAUUUCUACCUUACAGAGUGAGCAGGUGGGUGGUGCAGCAGAGGAGGGGUGGGGUCUGGAGGGAAGUUUGAUGCAGCAGGACUUGAGCUGUGCAGAAACGCCAGCGGCUCUGAACGUAUUCUGUUCAACAUGUUGAGUUUGUUUAGUCUGAACUUUUGCUGAGUGACAGUUUAAGAGUCGAAAUAAAAAUCUUAGAGCUUCUUUCAAAAUGAAAGGAAACAUCUUUAGCUUGUUUUUCUUGAGUUGGAACUUUUAUAAUAAAAUUGAAACCCUGAAAAGUGAUUUCCUCUUGCUCUUCUGUCACAUUCAGCAUCUCUGCACAUUAAAGCAGAAAUUCUCAGAGAGCACCAUCUAGAGGUGGAAAAAUGUAUCGCAUCUUAAGCCCCUCUCCCACGCCAUGUUCGUGAACACGCACCUCUAGCCAACCAACAGCUAAAACACAUUUUUCUAAGAUUAUUCUCCUGUAAAGCUGUUUAUUCAUAUUUUUAUAUUUUAAAUACUCACCCACAAGAAAUGUUACCAACUCUGCAUCAGUCUGCAAACGCUCAGUGAUGCAGGUUAAGUACAGAUGUGACAUCUGUAUAUAAGAGGAUGCCUAAUGCUAUUGACUAAUGAGCAGUCAUCAUUUCAAAUCGCACAAGGCUCUACAGACUCUUAAAAAUUGACACAUGACCUACAUUAUCAUACAACCGGGUAAGACGAUCACUUUUAUGUGUUUCUAAAGAGCCAUCCAUCAUUCCUGAAAGGGUAACACUGGAUUGCUGAAUUCAAGUAAAAUGAAAAUAAAUGAGCAUUGAAAAAACA
This is a messenger RNA of Nothobranchius furzeri (turquoise killifish), 2483 nucleotides long. RefSeq names its product general transcription factor IIF, polypeptide 1 (gene gtf2f1). NCBI's taxonomy places the organism in Eukaryota, Metazoa, Chordata, Actinopteri, Cyprinodontiformes, Nothobranchiidae. The record is from RefSeq and is a predicted model, not a curated record. Gene Ontology annotation, molecular function: TFIIF-class transcription factor complex binding; RNA polymerase II general transcription initiation factor activity; DNA binding. Gene Ontology annotation, biological process: positive regulation of transcription elongation by RNA polymerase II; transcription initiation at RNA polymerase II promoter. Gene Ontology annotation, cellular component: transcription factor TFIIF complex; nucleus.